CGAACGGCGCGCACGGUUUCAGGGCUGAAAGCUUCAGUUUUCGCGAGACUCGCCUUCAAAGUUUUCGAAAAAAAAACUGCUAAGCUUACUUUUGAAUUUGCAUAUUGAGAUAUAAAGUAAAGGUUCAAUUUUGCUGAUUCAUGAAGUUUUUAAAUAAAUAAUCAGUGAAUUGAAAUUUAAGAUGCAAGGUUCGCAAGUAUGGCAGUUCUCCAUCGUUCUCUCGUUGGCUGUCCUUGUCACUCCGGGACUUCAUUACGACAACAGAACGAGGACAAACGAGACAGCUAUAUUGUUGAGCAGACCGUGCACUCUAAUGGAGUUCGUGCACACAGCCCAGUGCUUUCAGACACAAUUUAGACUUCUGUGCAAAGGAGGCAUUACCGGGGAAUGGAUUAAGGGCUUCCAGGAGCACAUAACCGAGCUGUCAGUGCUGGAGUGGCCAGGCGCGUGCUUCAACGUGGCGCGGCUGCAGGAGCACUUCCCGGAGCUGCGGCACCUGGCGCUGGUCAACUGCUCCCACCUCACCUACUUCAAGGGACACUUCGGCCCGACCAGCAGGAUCGAGAAACUUUCAUUUCACGGCCUGACGUCCCUAUGGGAGCUACCUGGAGAAGUCAUAGCGCAAAUGCCGAAGCUGAGAGAGAUGGACCUUCGGCAUAAUGUGCUACGGCACAUGAAGGCAAAACUGCUGCGGUCACCACCUCGACUGCAGAAGGUCUACCUUGGUGGUAACAAGUGGGACUGCAGCGACGGGGGCCUGGACUGGCUGGCUAUGGAGCGCGACGACGGCACGGUCAAGCGGCUGAUCGCUGACUACCGAGACCUGAUGUGCCACCAGCAGCUGUAUAGGGGGAAACCACUCCACAAGGUCAUGGAUAUUAUACGGUCAGUGCGUCAGACGUGCCCGCCGCCGUGCGCGUGCGCCAUGACGCACGUGGUGUCCGACCGCGCCGGCAACAUCAUACCUCUCAUCACCGUGAACUGCAGCAGCCAGGGGCUGGAGGCGCCGCCCGCCUCGCUGCCGCCCAGCACCACCACGCUGCGGCUGGAGGCCAACAAGAUCAACACGAUAAGGACGAUAUUGCAGAAUCACCAAUACAAGAAGCUGGCAGACCUCUACCUGGACAACAACAGUAUACCUAGUGUCAAGGAGCUUGAAGGCUCAGAAUGGUUCAGCACUUUCCGCGUUUUGAGUCUAAGAGGAAAUCUGCUGAGACAGAUACCAGUGUACGCGUUCGACAAAGCCUUCCAGAGCAACAACAACAUAAUGCAGGUGCACCUCGGACACAACCCGUGGCGGUGCGACUGCCACUUCAUCCCGAGGUUCCAGGCUCUGCUGCUGAAGUACAAGCGGGUCAUUCACGACCUCAAAGACAUCAGGUGCUCCAAGUCCGAUGACAAGGAGACCUCACUUGUACAGAUAAGCACGAUGUCUCUCGGCAGCGUCUGUACGAGCACCAAGGUGAGGGUGCCGCUCAGCACCAUCAACGUGGUGAACCUGGUGCUGUGUGCCCUCAUCCUUCUGGUGCUAGGCCGCUUCCUGUACGACUGGCACCUCUUCAAGACCACCGGGAAACUGCCGUGGAUAUCCUCCAUACUGCCGUGAUCCACGCGGCCGGUGAACGCAUGACAUUUCGGAGAUUAUUUUUUAUCUAUGAACAAUACCCGUAGUUGUAUGGAGUAACUUUUGUCGUAGGAGAUUAUUUAGCACUUAGGUAUUAUUUUGAGAUUGAAGCAAUUUUUUUAUAGAUACCUACAUGUUAUCUAAGGAGUAAAAUUGUAGCUCUGUCUUCGGGUACACUACAUAAUUCCGAAUUACUUUUUUACGAAUAUGAAAAUAACGAUUUUUAUUAUUACGAAUUUCAAAGUUCCGAAUAAUUCACAAUCCCGAAUUUCAAGUUUCCGAAUAAUGAAAAUCACGACUAGUUGAUAAAACGAAAUUUCAAACAACAGAUUUAUUAAAAUGACGAAAGUCAAAUUUCCGAAUAUUAUAAUUUCGAUGUUUCAAAUGUUCGAUUUUGUAUUAUAUCGAAUUGUUAAAAUUACGAAUCCCGAAGUUUUAAUAUUCCGACAAUACAAAUCCCCAAAUGUAAUUUAGUUGACAAGAAAUAAGUAGUUAUCUAUUAUACAUGUAUUUUUAAGCUAUAUUAUGUGAAACGCUCCGCUUCGCUUCGCUGCGCUCCGCUUCGUUUUUCAAUAUCUAUGUGCACCUAACACGCUCCUCCUCGCUUUGCUCGUCGUCGCACCUAUCUUUAGGUUUAGGUCCCAAGGUUUUUAAGGUUAAAUACAGUAAAAAUCCGAGAAAUUGUAUUGCUUUCUUGUGAUACUUAACAACAAAUACUACAAGUAGUUUUCUAUUUAACAAUUGUUUUGCUCUAUAUUUGAAACGCUCCGCUCCGCUUUGUUUUGGUUCUAAGGUUUAAA
This is a messenger RNA of Plutella xylostella (diamondback moth), 2424 nucleotides long. RefSeq names its product Protein singed wings 2 (gene swi2). NCBI's taxonomy places the organism in Eukaryota, Metazoa, Arthropoda, Insecta, Lepidoptera, Plutellidae. Gene Ontology annotation, molecular function: protein binding. Gene Ontology annotation, cellular component: extracellular matrix. The record is from RefSeq and is a predicted model, not a curated record.